This is a messenger RNA of Thermothielavioides terrestris NRRL 8126, 1858 nucleotides long. RefSeq lists its product as uncharacterized. Gene Ontology annotation, molecular function: mRNA binding. Gene Ontology annotation, cellular component: endoplasmic reticulum; nuclear outer membrane-endoplasmic reticulum membrane network; ribonucleoprotein complex. The record is from RefSeq and is a predicted model, not a curated record. The transcript is spliced from 4 exons. Gene Ontology annotation, biological process: intracellular mRNA localization. Lineage: Eukaryota; Fungi; Ascomycota; Sordariomycetes; Sordariales; Chaetomiaceae. The coding region runs from base 195 to 1700 and encodes 501 amino acids.
UGGCAACUUAAAAAUUUCGGGGCGCAUGGGACGCUGUGAAGAUUUAACGGCCUUCUUCCUCCCAUUGAUACACUCUCUCACUCGUCGGAUUCGCUUGUCCAGUGCUUGCCAAUUGACAGUCAACGCACGACGCACCAUUUCACGGGAAUAUUCCCGCGCACUUCUUACCACGACCUCUCUUUGGUGAACUCGCAAUGGCUUCCGAGUCCAACGCACCCGGUUCGGCUGCUGCGCCUGCCGCAUCCGCUUCCGCUUCCGCAGCUGCGGCCAAGCCGGUGAAACCCGACGAAGAUGCUUUCAAGAAGGAGCUUGCGAAGCUCGAGAAGGACCACAAGGCGGCGAUGGAUCAAUACAAUGCCAUCAAAGCCAAGAUUGAGCUGGCCGUGCCCGACAAGGACAAGCCGAACCCGACUCAGCAACGCCGCCAGGAGCUCAUCGCCGAGGCCAAUGAGAUCCGCAAGAAGCAGGCCGGCGGCAAGGCUGCCCGCACGUCCAAGCUGGAUCAGGUCAAGCGACUGGAGGAGCAACUCCGAAGCCGCAUCGCCGAGCAAAAGGCGGCCCGCGCCAAGGUCCCCUUCAAGAGCGUUGAGGAGAUCGACCAGAAGAUCGCCCAGCUCGACCGUGACGUCGAGAGCGGCAAGAUGAAGCUGGUCGACGAGAAGAAGGCUUUGGCCGAGGCCUCGAACCUGCGGAAGCUGCGGAAGAACUUCUCGCAGUUCGACCAGUCGCAACAGGCGAUCGACGACCUCAAGGCCAAGAUCAAGGAGAUCAAGGACUCGCUGGAGGACCCCGAAGCCAAGGCCCUCAGCGACCGGUACACCCAGGUGCAGACGGAGCUGGACGCCAUCAAGGCCCAGCAGGACGAUGCCUACAAGAACCUCUCGGCGCUGCGGAAGGAGCGCGACGAGCUCCGCGCGAAGCAGCAGGCGACGUACCAGGCCAUCAAGCAGCUCAAGGACCAGUACCACACGCAGCGCAAGGCGGUCCAGGCCUGGCAACGUCAGCAACGCGAGAAGCAGCGCCAGCGGGAGCAGGCCGAGAGGGAGCGGAUCAACAAGGAGCGCAGGAUGGAGCGCGCCAAGGCCAUGCUCGACGAGGCGAGCCUGCCCGCCUUCGCCGAGGAGCUGCGCCGCGCCAACAGUCUCCUCCACCACUUCGACCCCUCCCACGCCGAGGAGAAGGCCCCGCUGCUCGCAGACAAGGGUCUCGCCGCCACCGCCCAGCGCAAGGUGGACGCCUCGGCCUUCGAGGGGAUGCGCGCCCUCCGCAAGGAAGACCGCGACGAGGAGUACGUCCCGGCUGCUGCCAAGAAGGGCAAGAAGGGCAAGAAGAACCACGCGACCGAUGCCCCCGCCGCCGCCGGCAAGUUCAGCUGCCCGCCUUCUGUCAUCGAGGACUGCACGUUCCUCGAGCUCGAGCCGCCCAUGAGCGCGGCCGAGGUGCCCGCCUUCACUGAGAAGGUCAGGGCUAAGAUUGCCCACUGGAAGGCCAACCAGGCGGAGCAGACGCGAAAGAACAUCGAGAAGGCGACCAAGGAGAUCGAGCGGCUCGAGGCGGCCGAGGCCUCCGCCGCUGCCGCCUCCGGCGCCAGCACCCCGACCAAGGGCGCCAAUGGCCAAGAGGCUGCCCCCGAGACCGCCAUCACCGAGACCGUCCAGAACACGGCAGAGGCGCCCAAGGAGGUCGAGGCUGCCGCCUAAAGAGGGGCACCCAUUCCUUCUCCUCUGUGCGCCGCUUGAAUGUCGCGAGAUCCAUGGCUUGGCUUGACUUGGCGCGGGCGUGGCGGGCUCGGACCGGAAACGGGCAUUUUGAGGGGUGAUAUAUGGUCUUUAUCUUUUUUUUUUUUUUUUUUUUGCUU